GGUGAUAGCGGGGAGGAGCGGUAGGCGGUCUUAUCGGGAUAACGGGUCGGAGAGGAGCACAGAGGGGAGCUUUGGCCUUGGGGUGCGCAUUCCGCGGACGGUGUGAGGAGAGCGAGCAGUGCGGAGAUGUGGCAGCCGGCGAGCGAGAGACUGCAGGUUUGGCCAGAUCUUUGUAUUCUUGUGUCUACACCAGUCGAGUACUCGACCUAAGUGAACUGCCUGCACUUCCAGACCAUGAUAAAAUCAAAGCUGAACGUAUUGACCCUUCGGAAGGAGCCUCUCCCAGCUGUCAUAUUCCAUGAACCAGAAGCUAUUGAACUUUGCUCCACGACUCCACUCAUGAAGCCACGGCCGCAGGCAGGAUGCAAGGUUACCUAUCUGGGAAAGGUAUCUGCAACGGGAGUUCAGUUUUUAUCUGGAUGCACAGAGCAACCAGUGAUUGAAUUGUGGAAAAAGCACACUUUGGCCAGAGAAGAUGUGUUCCCCUCCAACACCAUCCUCGAAAUCCGUCCUUUCCAAGUGCGACUUCAUCACCAAGACAUCAAGGGUGAGGCUACUCUUCAUAUGGACACAUUCCAGGUGGCCAGAAUUGCUUACUGCACAGCAGAUCACAAUGUCAGCCCCAACAUCUUUGCCUGGGUUUACCGAGAAAUCAACGAUGACCUGACCUACCAAAUGGAUUGCCAUGCUGUGGAGUGUGAAAGCAAGUUAGAGGCCAAAAAGCUGGCUCAUGCCAUGAUGGUGGCUUUCAAAAAAACCUUCAACAGUAUGAAGAGUGACGGACGAAUCCACAAGGACAGCUCCUCUGAAGAGACUGCUCAGGGAUUCGAUUCGGAUGAUGGCUGAAUUCGCUUGGUCCUAUUCCCGGGUUAGGCAUCUACAGUCUGAUGCAGCAGCAGCUGGUGAGAGGUCUGUAUUGGGAAUGGGACCAUGGGACAUUAGCUGGACCGCUUUCUGCAGAGAACUGCAGUAUCUUCGGAGCUGCAUAUAUAUGAAGUGUCUGUUACAAUGCUGCUUUCCCAAAAAUGUGACAACACUUUUUCCUUAACCCCUCUGAUUGGAUCCUGAUGGUUAUAAAUAUUGUUAGUCUAACAAUGACACCAGUUGCCUUGGAAACACAUUGAUCCAUUCCACAAAGAGGGGGUGGCUGUUUUCGAUGGAAGGAAAAUGCUGGAUGAAUUGGACCAAGGCCCAUUUUUAAGAGUAAAAGAAGAAAUUUUUCUUUUAAUCAUUUCAGAUGCAUAUUUUUAUUCACACAGCAUAUGAAUUGUAUAUUUUUAUUUUACCAUGGUAUUAUUAAAAUCAUAACAUGCAACCACGUAUCUACCUUCUUAUAAUAGUGUAGCCCCUAGUAUGGAUUCUGCAGGUUCAGUAUAAGUUGGGGUGUUGAUGAUUUCAUAUUAAAGAAUAAUAAUGCUUUUAGUUUAUUGUCCAGCCUCGGACAGCUUUUCCUAGUUUAGAUUUCCUUGUUCAUAUUUUCCAAAGGUGUUCAUCCCAUGUAAUCAGCACUUUACAGAUGCAGUCUCUGGUACACAGAGGAACCUGUAUAAAGAAGUCGUGAUUGUAAUUGGAACUCAUUGCUAGGAGCAGCUACCAAUACAGAGGACAGGUAUUUGACCGAUUCUAGUCGCUCACUUUAGAACUCAUUUUCAGGUGAGUUUGUGUCCCAUCUCAUCAGGAUUUUGCUUGGGUUUUGAAAUGACAGAAAAAAAAGUCUAGUUGCACAAUGUCCACGUAUAUGUGGGUACGUGAUUAUGAUGUGACUGCUUUUACUGUACUUUGUAUUUUCGAGAACAUUUGACUUGUGUGUAAUUUUAUCUUGGCAUUGUGUGCAAGUGUUUGAAUAUCUCUGUACAAUAACAUGUUUUUCUUUUUAUAAAUGGGCGGGGGAAACGAUACAUAGGAUACAUUCAAAUCGGAAAAGUUUAACACAAUCUUUGCAGGAAACGAACCUAUAUAUAUACUCUUGCUAAUUUGAAUGCACAAUUUUUUUUGACUUGGAAAUAAAAUGUGGCAUGUACAAAA
Rana temporaria (common frog) is the source of this 2025-nucleotide messenger RNA. It is a transcript of the gene PID1, whose product is annotated as phosphotyrosine interaction domain containing 1. Gene Ontology annotation, cellular component: cytoplasm. The transcript has 4 exons. The record is from RefSeq and is a predicted model, not a curated record. The coding region runs from base 235 to 846 and encodes 203 amino acids. NCBI's taxonomy places the organism in Eukaryota, Metazoa, Chordata, Amphibia, Anura, Ranidae. Gene Ontology annotation, biological process: regulation of cell population proliferation; negative regulation of D-glucose import across plasma membrane; regulation of reactive oxygen species metabolic process.